This is a messenger RNA of Miniopterus natalensis, 1610 nucleotides long. It is a transcript of the gene GNB3, whose product is annotated as G protein subunit beta 3. Lineage: Eukaryota; Metazoa; Chordata; Mammalia; Chiroptera; Miniopteridae. Gene Ontology annotation, biological process: signal transduction. Gene Ontology annotation, molecular function: protein binding. The record is from RefSeq and is a predicted model, not a curated record.
GAGGCGCCUGGGAACCGGAGCUGGAAACCUGGGAGAGGUCCAGUCAGAGCCCAAGAGCCGGAGCUACCUCUUAACCUGUCAGCCAUGGGGGAGAUGGAGCAGCUGCGGCAGGAAGCAGAACAGCUCAAGAAGCAGAUUGCAGAUGCCAGGAAAGCCUGUGCUGACAUUACUCUGACAGAGCUUGUGUCUGGCCUAGAAGUCGUGGGACGAGUCCAGAUGCGGACGAGGCGGACUUUAAGGGGACACCUGGCCAAGAUUUAUGCCAUGCACUGGGCCACUGACUCUAAGUUGCUAGUAAGUGCCUCACAAGAUGGGAAGCUGAUCGUCUGGGAUACCUACACCACCAAUAAGGUACACGCCAUCCCUCUGCGCUCCUCUUGGGUCAUGACCUGUGCCUAUGCUCCAUCAGGGAACUUUGUGGCAUGUGGGGGGCUGGACAACAUGUGCUCCAUCUACAGCCUCAAAUCCCGUGAGGGCAAUGUCAAGGUCAGCCGGGAGCUCUCUGCUCACACAGGUUAUCUCUCCUGUUGCCGCUUUCUGGAUGACAACAACAUUGUGACCAGCUCAGGGGACACCACGUGUGCUCUGUGGGAUAUCGAGACCGGGCAGCAGAAGACUGUGUUUGUGGGACACACAGGGGACUGCAUGAGCCUGGCUGUGUCUCCUGACUUCAAACUCUUCAUUUCGGGGGCCUGUGAUGCCAGCGCCAAGCUCUGGGACGUGCGCGAGGGGACUUGCCGGCAGACGUUUACUGGUCAUGAGUCGGACAUCAACGCCAUCUGUUUCUUCCCCAGUGGAGAGGCCAUCUGCACAGGAUCUGAUGAUGCCUCCUGCCGCCUGUUUGACCUGAGGGCAGACCAGGAGCUGACUGCCUACUCCCACGAGAGCAUCAUCUGCGGCAUCACAUCCGUGGCCUUCUCCCUCAGUGGCCGCCUGCUCUUUGCAGGCUAUGAUGACUUCAACUGCAAUGUCUGGGACUCCAUGAAGGGCGAGCGUGUGGGCAUCCUCUCUGGCCAUGACAACAGGGUCAGCUGCCUGGGGGUCACAGCUGAUGGGAUGGCGGUGGCCACUGGUUCCUGGGACAGCUUCCUCAAAAUCUGGAACUGAGGAGGCUGGAGGAGGGGAGGUAAAAGGCCACGAAGACACUCAGCUGUCCCUUUCCUUGCCCAAUUUCUUUAUGUUUCCUUCAAGGCUUUCUCUUUUAUACCCCAGCUGCCAUUCCCACCAAGCUUUCUCCUUGAGGACAGUGGGGAAUGCAGGGAGUGUGCCUUUGGGAGGCAGCAUCAGGGAUGGGUAGAGAACUGCCCCAUCUCCUCCCAUGGCCUCCCCUCUCCUUGGUCCUGAGUUUCUCCCUCAAUGAGCAAGGACAAGGGUCCCCCUCCCCUGCCCCUGGCAGCCCAGCAGGCUUUCACUAUGAGGCUCCAGGCCCUAGGAUUCCUCCUCCAGAGCUACUACCUUUGUCUAGAACUGUGUGGCACAGGGUGCUUGGCCUGAGACUAUGGCUCUGGAACCACCUGGGUCCUGGCCCCCUUUCUCCUUCAUGCUUCCUCCUUUUUCUACCUUCUUUUUCUCUCUCCAAAGCAUCCACAAUAAAGUAUAGCCUGCUGGUA